Lytechinus variegatus (green sea urchin) is the source of this 1907-nucleotide messenger RNA. Its product is annotated as forkhead box protein I1c-like. NCBI's taxonomy places the organism in Eukaryota, Metazoa, Echinodermata, Echinoidea, Temnopleuroida, Toxopneustidae. The record is from RefSeq and is a predicted model, not a curated record. Gene Ontology annotation, biological process: regulation of transcription by RNA polymerase II; anatomical structure morphogenesis; cell differentiation. Gene Ontology annotation, molecular function: RNA polymerase II cis-regulatory region sequence-specific DNA binding; DNA-binding transcription factor activity, RNA polymerase II-specific. Bases 512 to 1570 code for a protein of 352 amino acids. The transcript has a single exon.
GGGGAUUCGAAGGCGAUAUGAAGUUGUCUGCCCUACCGGCGGUUUGCUUACAAGACAAAUAAAACAUCACUACGAACCCGGGGACAGCCUGUUAUCAAAUUAUUGAGCACCCCAUGCUCAUUUUUGCGGGGAUUGGAGAUUGGAUUUACGUCAUCUAAUCGUAAAGUUUUCUUGGCGCUGUGAGUGGCUAGCUGGUGUUUUUAUUAUAUUGUUUUGACACACGCCUGAUGGCGGUAUUGGGUGAUGGACCGAUUUUAGGCACAGGCAACUCAUCGCACUCAGUUCAUAAAGUUGAUCCAGACACGGUGAGAGGCGUGUCUCAUCUAUUCUUAAGAAAGCAAAAUUUGUGGCUUCGUGACUUUGCAAAAACUCACUGAAUCUUCAUGUUGCUGCUGUGUUUAAACAGUUUAUCAUCCAUACCAAACUGAUUUGGCAAGGCAGAGUCGACCAGAACUAAAAUCUUUUCUGUUUUUUGGAAAUUGUCUGCAGUCGAUUAGGAUAAAAGUUCAAAAUGCAAGAAGACAGUAUCUAUCAGACAAGUAGCAUCCAAACGGCAUCAUCCCCUGCGGUCCGCCAUCUAAGCCCCGUCGCCCGCAUGGAGCACCCAUCUCAAGUCUACCAUUCAGCUCUUUGGUGGAAUGCAGCAUCGGCAUCCACCCUACACGGCGAAGCGCCCGUAAUCACCCACACCGAUCUGGCUCACCGUAACCUGGCAGCUCUUAGGUACUACUCCCAUUCUUUGCCUCCCUGUGCGUUAACGCAUCCCUUCUCGCAUCUCGCUUCGUCACACCCGUACUUCCCUACCACCGUGGAGGGCCUGAGCUGGUUGAGCCUCGCUGCCCAUCAUGACUUCUACAAACUGGUCCGACCUCCGUACUCCUACUCGGCCCUCAUAGCGAUGGCCAUCCAAAGCUCGCCCGAGCACAAAAUCACCCUCAGCGGCAUCUAUCGCUACGUUGCCGAAAAUUUCCCGUUUUACAAGCGCAGCAAGGCAGGCUGGCAGAAUUCCAUUCGCCACAACCUCUCCCUCAACGACUGCUUCAUCAAGGUACCUCGAGCCGAUAACGACCCGGGAAAGGGCCACUACUGGACCCUCGACCCCAACUGCGAGAAAAUGUUUGACAACGGGAAUUUUCGACGAAAGAGGAAACGACGGGGCGAUUCGCUCGAGAGCCCUUCGUCAACCGUGCCCUCGUCACCCUCUUCCCUCAUCAUAGACGAUCACCCGAUGCCGACAUUAAGACCGGUCAAGCGUUUCAUCAUCGACCACGAUGCAGAAGACCCCAAGAAUGUUGACCGAAUAUAUACCACUCAACAAUCCCAACAACAAGGGCAUGGUCUUCGAGAAUAUAACAUCAGUGGUCAAGAUACAUCAGUGGUUUCCAAGGCGAUUCAUCUUCGGCAUCCUCCUCACAUCUCAAAGCAGUUAGAAGGUGACCUUCUCUCCGGGAUACCAUCAGCAGGACAAUUUGUUCAGAACAAAAAUAAAGCUAUCCUUAAAUCAAGCUUCAGCGUAAGAAGCCUACUCGGCCAAGACACAGAUGAAACAGCAGGUAAAGAAGAUCCAUGAUUGUGAAAUGUUGAAAAUUAUUUCAGAGAACAUUAAAACAUUUUGCAUACGGGAGAGAGGAAGUUAAAUUCUCAUCUCACAAGUUAGAAUAUCUUUUUAUUGACAGGGUAUAGUGACAGUAGAUACUGCAAAUAGUUCUCAAAAUCAUGUUGCUGUGUAAGACACUUUAAUUGUUUUAGACUUGAAUAUUGUGCAUAUUAUACUCUUAAUAAAGAAAUGCAGAGAUUUGAACGAGAAUGGAUGGAAACACACAGGAACAAAACUUUCUCAUGUUUUUCUUUACAUGACCAUGAUGACUGAAUAUGAUGAAUGCAUCCCGUACCGCCGUACUUCAUGU